This is a messenger RNA of Coniophora puteana RWD-64-598 SS2, 810 nucleotides long. RefSeq lists its product as uncharacterized. The coding region runs from base 1 to 810 and encodes 269 amino acids. Lineage: Eukaryota; Fungi; Basidiomycota; Agaricomycetes; Boletales; Coniophoraceae. The record is from RefSeq and is a predicted model, not a curated record. The transcript is spliced from 13 exons.
AUGUCCUCUUUCGCGAACGAGAGCUCACCAGCAGCUAUAACGGCAGAGUGGGAAGUCAUCAUUGACGCUUCAAGGACUUACAAGAUCACUCAAUAUGUUUCUGUUGCGAUGGUUACACUUUACGUCCAGUACUACUUGUCUACAGUACCAGACGAGGUUGGAAUCUGGAAAAACACAGGUCGCAAGGUCCCAAAGGUGUUAUUUUUGAUGCGUAGCAUCGGCACUUCAGUCUUAUCGGCGGCUUCAUAUGGCUUUACUGUUUUCAAUGUAACAUCCGAAUGCGUGUCUUGGUUCAUUGCAGAAGUAAUUAUUUUACACCAUCUCUUCGCAAUCUUCUCAUUCAUGGCAUUUGUACUCUUCGUUGCGGGCGCUACGGUUGAGUUGGCUAGCAUUCAUGGCACCCCUUCGUGGCAAGCCCUUUCUCCAAUGUUUGGUGUCUGUGGAUACACUCAACUCAACAUUGUAGCCCCAUACUUAUCAUGUAUGCCACUGAUGGCUUUUGACUUGAUGCUCGUGUUGUUAUUUGGGGGAAAGACUGUACAUUAUCACCUCAAUGUCAUGGACACCCGCUGGAAUGGUGCGACCCUCAUGAAAACUCUUACGCGUGGAGCAUUCAUGUGCUACCUAUGGAUAUUUUUACCGACACUAUUUGCCUUCACGCUUCUUCUGACUGAUAAAGCACUUCUUGUUCUAUCCUAUGGGCCUUGUUAUACGAUUCAACCAAUUGCUAUCGGAUAUCUUGUGAUAGGACUUCGCAGGAAGGUAGAUUAUCAUGUCGAUGAAAAUGUGUCGAAAUACUUUGGCGUCUAG